This is a messenger RNA of Aspergillus ibericus CBS 121593, 3948 nucleotides long. RefSeq names its product Sad1/UNC domain protein. The record is from RefSeq and is a predicted model, not a curated record. Gene Ontology annotation, molecular function: oxidoreductase activity, acting on the CH-CH group of donors; flavin adenine dinucleotide binding. Bases 1 to 3948 code for a protein of 1315 amino acids. The transcript is spliced from 7 exons. NCBI's taxonomy places the organism in Eukaryota, Fungi, Ascomycota, Eurotiomycetes, Eurotiales, Aspergillaceae.
AUGACCGGGUGGACAGCAACACAAUGGAUCCCCUGGAUGACCCUGAUCUCCACCUGGAUCGAGGGCACAGCCGGAGACAAUAGUCAGUCGGUCUGCCCCGCGAGAAGCUGGAGGACUGUCGAAGCCGAAUUCCUCCAAUGGCCUCAAUGUCCCGAGACCCGGUGGGAGAGCCAGCCAGGCCUGGAUACCCCGACCCUUCCCCCACAUUUACUGAAGGCGCCCGACGAGACCGUCUCUGUCCCCGUCCCCAUGGCAUCCUCGAGCGAGCCCACCGUCCCCACCGCCGAUGAACGCCCCGAUCAUGAGCUGGACACCGAGUCCCCGCUUGACAAUGCCAAUUUCCUUUCCUUUGAAGAUUGGAAGAAGCAGAACUUGGCUAAAGUCGGGCAGUCGGCGGAGAAUGUGGGCGGGAAUAGACGGGGCGGUGCUGGGAAGGAAGAUAGACGACGGCCGACGGGGAUCAAUAACGCCUUGGAUUCUCUGGGCGAAGAUGUAGAGAUUGAGUUGGAUUUUGGUGGCUUUGGCGCUGAUACCCCCGAGACCGCGAAACCUACGUCCUGGGGAGCGCGCGUGCCCUCGGAUGCGAGGACGGGGGCGGUCCCUGGUGCUGGGGACCGUGAUGUGGAUACCCUGGCUCAGGGGGUCCCCCAGGCGGGCGUGUCGCGCUCGAAGGAUGCGGGCACGACUUGUAAGGAGCGGUUCAACUAUGCGUCGUUUGAUUGUGCAGCGACGGUGCUCAAGACGAACCCGGAGUGUACGGGGUCGUCGUCGGUGUUGAUUGAGAAUAAGGAUAGUUAUAUGUUGAAUGAGUGUCGGGCGAAGAACAAGUUCUUGAUUCUGGAGCUGUGCGAUGAUAUUCUGGUGGAUACGGUCGUGUUGGCCAACUACGAGUUCUUCAGCUCCAUCUUCCACACCUUCCGGGUCAGUGUGUCGGAUCGAUAUCCGGCCAAACCGGACCAGUGGAGGGAGCUUGGGAUCUACGAGGCGAGGAAUACGCGGGAGGUUCAGGCCUUUGCGGUUGAGAAUCCGCUGAUUUGGGCCCGCUAUGUGAGGGUUGAGUUCCUGACUCAUUACGGAAAUGAGUUCUUUUGCCCGCUCAGCUUGAUCCGUGUCCACGGAACGACUAUGUUGGAGGAGUACAAGCAUGACGGGGAGGCCGGUCGAGUUGAAGACGUGGUUCCGGAUGAAGUCCCGGAGCCUGCGCCGGUGGAUGCUGAACCAGAGACUAUCCCAACGGUGGACUCACCGGCUGAUGUAGGGAUAGCAGAGAAGGAGUCAAGCGACCAGACACCAGAGGCUUGCCCUAACCCGGGACUGGCCAUUGACGAGACGGUCCUGAUGAGGCUUCUGGGGGUUACCGAGACAUGUAGUGUGCAUGACUCUCCAGCUGCUGCUGGACCUGAAGGGGCCCCGGUGCCUCCCAGUCGCCCGUCAACGAAUGACGCACCUUCUCCAAAUGGCGAAGAUGUUGCGUCGCCGGCUGCCGGAAACGAGGCACUGGCCAAAGAGCUGGGAGAGCCGAAAGCAACGGUGGCGGCUGGCACGGAUAUCGAGACGAUCCCUUCGUCUGCUACACCGGCCGCCCAGGAGACUGCAUCUCAGGUCGCGUCGGAAGCAGACAACCGACCGACUGCAUUUGCGAAGGAAGAGCAGAGCGGCGCGGUUGAAUCGACGCGGUCUACGGCGACGCAGCCGCCUUCCUCGAAUCCGACUACGCAGGAGUCUUUCUUUAAGUCUGUGAAUAAGCGGCUACAGAUGCUGGAAUCCAAUUCCAGCUUGUCGUUAUUGUACAUUGAAGAGCAAUCGCGGAUUCUGCGCGACGCGUUCAACAAGGUUGAAAAGCGGCAGCUGGCGAAGACAUCCUCAUUCUUGGAGAAUUUGAACGGAACGGUCCUCCAUGAGUUGAGGCAAUUCCGCGAGCAGUAUGACCACGUGUGGAAGAGCGUCGCACUGGAGUUUGAGCUCCAGCGGAUCCAGUACCACCAGGAGGUGCAAUCGCUGAGCACGCAGCUGGGGUUCCUGGCCGACGAGCUGGUAUUCCAGAAGCGGGUCGCCGUCAUCCAGAGCAUCAUGAUUCUCUUCUGCUUCGGACUGGUGCUCUUCUCACGAGGCGCCGUCAGCAGCUACAUUGAAUUACCCAGUAUGCAGAACAUGGUGUCGCGGUCGUACAGUUUGCGGUCGUCGUCGCCUCCAUUCGGUUCUCCAUCUGUGAGCCCGACGUCGUCGGGUCGACGCGCGGGUGGCCAUCGACGUAACCUGUCCGAGGAUUCGCAAGACGGACCGAUCAGUCCGACGCUGGCCUACUCCCCGCCGACUCCGGUGUCCGAUGUGAUGAGUUCGUCGGAGGAGGCUGAGAACCGGACGGGGGGCUCGCUCGCAUUGCCUGAGGUGACCCCCUCGACGCUCCGAUCGCGCAGUAGCCCACCUGACCUGAAAGGGGGCGAGGAUGAAACCCCCGAGGAAUCGUCUGCAUCAUCGGAGUCACCGGAGGAAGGGUCACCUGUGCCUGAUGGGAUGCGGAAUGCGGCUCCCGCAAAGAUCAACUCGAUGGAAUAUCACCGUCAGGUGUUGCAGGGAAAGCUGGAGAGCGGCGACAAGAACCAAGCCAGCUACGUCUCGCCCUCGGAUGAUAUCAUGAGUCCGUGCUCGAAAAAGCUAAGUGAUCUGAAGGGCAAGCGCUUCAAGAAUGUCGAACAAUUUGUCGAGAAAGAAUGUAUCCCCGUUGAACCAAUCUUUCGGGCCCAGCUCGGCGAGGGCCAGCAGCGCUGGUCCACCUACCCGGCCAUCAUGGAGACCCUGAAGGUCAAGGCCCGCCAGCAGGGCCUAUGGAACAUGUUCCUCCCCAAGAGUCAUUUCUCGCAGGGCGCGGGAUUCAGCAACGUCGAGUACGGCCUGAUGGCUGAGUACCUGGGGAAGAGCACAAUUGCGUCGGAAGCCACCAACAACGCCGCCCCGGAUACAGGCAACAUGGAAGUCCUCGCUAAGUACGGCAACGAAGCCCAGAAGAAGGAAUGGCUGGCUCCCCUGCUGGACGGGAAGAUCCGGUCGGCCUUCCUGAUGACAGAACCCGACGUCGCCUCGAGUGACGCCACCAACAUCGAGCUUGACAUCCGGCGCGAAGGGAAGGAAUACGUGCUGAACGGAUCGAAAUGGUGGUCCUCUGGCGCUGGUGACCCCCGCUGCCAAAUCUACCUCGUCAUGGGCAAGACCGCCGCCAACCACCCGGAUCCCUACAAGCAACAAUCCGUCAUCCUCGUCCCCGCUAAAACCCCUGGUAUCACCGUGCACCGCAUGCUGACUGUCUACGGCUACGACGACGCCCCGCAUGGCCACGGGCACAUCACCUUCAAGGAUGUGCGCGUUCCCGCCUCCAACAUCGUCCUCGGGGAAGGCCGGGGCUUCGAAAUCAUCCAGGGCCGUCUGGGUCCGGGCCGUAUCCACCACGCCAUGCGUACCAUUGGAGCGGCCGAGAAGGCUCUCGAAUGGAUGAUCGCGCGCAUCAACGACGACCGCAAAAAGACCUUCGGAAAGCAUCUGUCCUCACACGGAGUGAUUCUGGAAUGGGUGGCCAAGUCACGCAUCGAGAUCGACGCCGCAAGACUGAUUGUUCUCAACGCGGCGAUUAAGAUUGACCAGGGCGACGCCAAAUCGGCCCUGAAGGAGAUUGCUCAGGCGAAGGUUUUAGUGCCCCAGGCAGCAUUGACGGUGAUUGAUCGCGCCGUGCAGGCGUAUGGAGCCGCGGGCGUGAGUCAGGACACCCCCUUGGCGUAUCUGUGGGCGUUGAUCCGGACGCUGCGGAUUGCGGAUGGGCCGGAUGAGGUGCAUCUGCAGCAGAUGGGGCGGCGGGAGAACCGGGCACGCAAGGAUGAAAUCAUGCAGAAGCUGAAGUGGCAGAAGGAGGAGGGGGCGCGGCUGUUGGAGGUUAGUGGGUUGAAGAGUCGGUUGUAA